Molecule: messenger RNA, 7470 nt
Organism: Brenthis ino (lesser marbled fritillary)
Lineage: Eukaryota; Metazoa; Arthropoda; Insecta; Lepidoptera; Nymphalidae
Source: the annotation of a GenBank genome assembly
AUGGACAAUAUGGCGUCCAAUGUGUCUUUACGCAGCAACAAACAGAGAAAAGACAAUCUAAUUACCAGGAAACAGGACAAGAGCCCCGAGAAAACCAUAAGGGGUACGAGGGGUGCUUAUCGAGGGAUACCAUCGACUUCGAAGCGCGACGAGGAUGCCGAAGGCUCCACAGAGAGGUUGGACAGGCCAAAAAAGUUCAUAUCCCAGAACAAAAGCAACUAUGGACUGGGCAAGAGGCCUGAUUUCUCGUUGAAGAACAGGAACGUACAUUUGGCAUCCUCACGAUAUGGACAGAUGACAUCAGGUCUUCACGGCCACGGCCAUCAGAUAUCGCAACAGGCGCACCAUCUCGACUCCUCUGUACUUAACACCAAAGAAAAGACUGUGCAUGGCAAAGAAAAGACCUUCAAGGUUGUGGUGGGGGGCGAGGUGGGUGUGAUGAAGACGCCGGUGCUGGGCGCGCGGCCCUACAAUGCGCUGGCGAUCAUCCACACUCAACAGAGCAACACCUUUGAUAUGCUCAACUCGCUUACCACUAGCGUGGCCAGUCAACCAGUAGUGGGAGUGGGCGUGGGCGGGUACAGACGACGUAGCUCGGGGCAGGGCGCCAUCUGCGACCCGGAGCUGGACGAUAGUGGCAACAAGCUGGUGGCCAGGUUGGAAGACGACGCCUUUAUAUCUGAACAAGACCUGGAGGAGAACAUCGAAAUAGCGGCGGCCACUGAAAAGGGUGCACCCAUCAUCCCCCCUCCACCCCCUGACGCGGGGCAGGAACAACCUCAAGAACCGCAAAAUGGUAUAGUUUUCGACUACAAGCUGGAUAACCUCGAAGAUAAAGACAAGGAGAAGAUCGAUAAGGAGGAUGAGGAGGAGCCCAUCGGUGUGUCCCCGUGUGGGAGGUUUUUCAAAUACGACAAGGAGGUGGGCCGCGGGUCGUUCAAGACGGUGUACCACGGGCUCGACACGCAGACCGGCGUCGCUGUGGCGUGGUGUGAGUUGCUGGAGAAAAAGCUCAACAAGACCGAGCGCCUCCGCUUCAGGGAAGAGGCGGAUAUGCUGAAGAAAUUGCAGCAUCCAAACAUCGUGCGCUUCUACAACUACUGGGAAGGGACGGUUGCUAAGAAGAAGAAUAUAGUGCUCAUAACUGAGCUGAUGGUCUCUGGCACGUUGAAAACAUACUUACGGCGGUUCAAACGAAUCAACCCCAAGGUCCUCAAGUCGUGGUGCCGCCAGAUCCUCAAAGGGCUAAACUUCCUUCACUCUAGAACACCACCUAUUAUACAUAGAGAUCUGAAAUGCGACAAUAUCUUCAUAACGGGCACGACAGGUAGCGUGAAGAUCGGCGACCUGGGGCUCGCUACUCUCAAGAAUAGGAGUUUUGCCAAGUCGGUUAUUGGCACGCCGGAGUUCAUGGCGCCGGAGAUGUACGAGGAGCACUACGACGAGUCGGUGGACGUGUACGCGUUCGGCAUGUGCAUGCUGGAGAUGGCCACCGGCGAGUACCCCUACAGCGAGUGCAGCGGGCCCGCGCAGAUAUACAAGAAAGUUGUCUCGGGUGUUAAGCCGCAAAGUUUAGAAAAAGUCACAAUACCAGAAGUCAAAGAUAUCAUAGAGUCAUGCAUUAGGCCGAAUAAAGCUGACAGGCCAAAAGUAAAAGAUCUCUUGAACCACGAGUUCUUCGGCGAGGACAUCGGGCUGCGGCUGGAGAUCGUCGGGCGCGAUCUCGUCACCUCCUCCGACAUCACCAAGAUACAGUUUCGGUUAAAAAUCAUCGAUCCUAAAAAACGAUCGUACACUCACAAAGAGAACGAGGCGAUCCAAUUCGAGUUCGACAUGGAGAAUGACGACUGCGAAGAAGUGGCAAAAGACAUGGCGAAGGCUGGUCUCAUCAUGGAGGAGGACGCUCGUAUAGUUUUCAAACUGCUCAAGUCACAGUUAAUUAGUCUUAAUCGUGAGAGGAGUGAGAAGAAAGCCCAAAUGUUAUUCAACCAAGAGCAGAUCAACGAGCAGAAUAGACAGCAGCAGUUGCUGUUAGAACAGCAAUUAAGACAGGUGAAAAUGAUCCAAAAUCAAGGACCUGUUGAACAAAUGAAGACUGGACUGUUAAAUGGCGUGGGUUCACAGCCAACUUUAGUCGCCGUGCAACUGGAUCAACAAUCACAGCUAUUGCAAGCACAACAGCAACUCCUGCAACAUCAGUUCCAGCAACACCUUACCAACGAAGAGAACGCAGCAAUGAAACUCUUCCAACAAAAUCUCAUACAAGCGCGCAUGUCCCCGUCCCUCACACCAGACCAGCAGUUGUUGCAGCAGCAGCACCACCUUCUAGAACACAACCUGAAACAACAUCAGCAAGCAAUGAUGGAACAGAAUUAUCUUAACCAGCAAAUGCUUGAGCAAACUGUUACCAAUCAAGUGCUAAUGGAACAACAAGCCCAGCAAGGCUUCCUUGAACAACAGCAGAAUCAAUUUCAACCGAAUCUGCUAAAUCAACAAUUUGUAGCCAACGAGAUUAAUAAUCAAAAUCAAGCAUUGCAGCAUAAAAUUAUUCAGCAGCAACAAAAUAUUAUCGCACAUCAAGCGGCUGCCAUUCAUCAGAAACAGUUGGAGGAGCAAUUGACGGCCCAGGAGAAUAUUAUAACUGGGCCGCAACCGAAUCUCGUUACUGGUCAAGUUUUAGAUCCAUCUCUUCAGAAUUUACAAAACAUCCUGGCACAGAUAAUUCAUAGGCCAGACACUUUGCAAUCGAGAAAGGAUUCGGAAUCUGAGCAAAUGCAACAGCACCAAGUGCAGCAGCAACAGCAACAACAACAGCAGCAGCAGCAACAACAACAACAGCAGCAGCAACAACAGCAGCAGCAGCAACAACAGCAGCAGCAACAACAACAACAGCAACAACAACAGCAGCAGCAACAAAUACAUCAGCAACAGACCGACCAGAACACUGAAGUCCAACAAGCGGCUCAACAAGAACAAGAUAUGCAACAACAUAAUAUGUUAAAUGCGCAAAUGCAGCAGCCGACUAGUCAAGGAAUGUCGUUCCAACAAAACCAACAAUAUAUACAACCUAAUUUAUUAGCAGCAGCUGUAGAUCCUCAGAUUCUUGUGCAGCAACAGCAAGUUGCGCAAGCGCAGCAACAGAUGGCGCAAGCGCAGCAACAACUUAACAUGCAAAAACAAAUGCUGGCGCAACAACAACUAGUUUUACAACAACAGCUGAUCAACCAACAGCAGUUGCAGAUACCGGGACAGACGCUGUCGCCGCAACACAUUAGGAACUUACAGCAGCAACAGUUUUUAGCGCAACAGGAAUUGCAACUCCAAACACAACAGAAUCUAAUAGAUCAACAAAAUCUAGCCUUGCUGGCACAGAAACAGCAACUAAUGGGUCAGCAGCAGCAGAAAGUUGAGGAGAUAUUGAGAGCUCAACGCCCAAUAUACACGCGCCAAGGAUCUGAACAAAGCCAAAUAAGCUCUGUCGAUGUACACGAUCAACAACCUCUAGUCGCCGACCAGUAUCAGCAGAAACCGCCAUUACAGCCACAGAUGUCGAUGGAUCAGAAUCAGAUGCAGUAUCAGAACCAGUAUGUAGAACAGAAACAACACAUUCAAAAGCAACCUUCCGAGGAACAACAGUACCAGCCACAGCAAGUCCAUCAGAUGCAAGGACAGUCCCUCCCUCACAACAUGAUGGCGCAGAACUUCAACAUGGUUCAGCAGACGGAAAGGCAGAUAUCUAGUCACGAAGGCACGCCAGUGCAGCAUUACACUGCCAAUCCUCUGCAAAUGUACCAAAAUCAACCAGUGCAAAUGCAAAAUGUCUACAAACCGGUAGAAACGUCAAUACCCUCGUCAGUUCCUGCUUCCCUAACACAUCAGCCCUCUGUAUCUCAAUAUCAACAAGAAAAUAUACCCACGUCUCUCCCUGCAUCUAUGCCAGCACCGGUGCCUCAAGAAGUGGAACCUCCGACGAGCCAAGUUCAAGAAUCAGUUCCUCAGCAGUUAAGUAUUCAGUCGGAUGAUGGGUACGUCCCUAACGGCUGUCAGAAAGAGCAGUUCCACACGCCCAUGACAGAGUUUCCAUCAGGCGCAACACAUCAGGACGCGAUGAGGCAGCCCGAGUUGAGUUCUGUAGAAGAAAAGCAACCAGAAACUCAGCAACAGGAUGUUGGUACUGCUGUGCCGUCCCCCAUUGCUGCUGAGAAGAAAUCCCGGGGGUCCAAGAAGCGCUCUAGGGAAAAGGAGAAGUUUCCACGUCUCACUGUACUCUCUGUUAGCGAUGAUAGCACCGUCGUAGAGUGCCAACUUGAAUCAAAAUCUAAGACUGUCACAUUCAAAUUCCAUGUUCCUGAUGUAAAUCCCGAGGAGUUGGCCAAUAAUUUCGUGGCAAAUAACCUCCUCCCCGAGUGGCAAAGCAGCCCCUUUACAGAGCUCAUAGGCGACAUCGUACGGCAGUUGCGCGAGCCCGCGCCCCGUGCACCUCUCGCGCAUCCCGCGGAACGGUUGCGACUCAACAUUGAUAAGACGGAUUACGACUCCGAGACAACAGAGCGCGAUGACAACCUAACGGAUUCCAACCAGGACAACUCGGAGUGCACCACGCCCACCGCCUCGCAGGACAGCAUCGCGCUGGCCGAGCUCGCGGACGAGCCCGAGCCGCCGCCGUUGCCCGCUCCGGCCCCGGCCCCGGCCUCCGCCUCCGCCCCCGCGCCCGCCCCGGUUUCCGCCCCCGCGCCGGCAGACACGCUGGCUAGGAAGAUUAGCACCGCUUCGUCUAUAGGUUCCAAUCAGUCCGAUGGUGGAUCUGUACCGGAUCGAUCCGGUAGCAUUGAAUCCAACGGAGAGAAAAAAUCACAGAAACCUACUCGGAAGAUAUCAAGAUUUGUAGUCAGCCCUGUCGUAGAUCGUACCGAAGAUGUGAGUGAGGAAAAAGCUGCUGAAAAAUCUUCCAUUGAACCAGAAAAGACAAUGGAACCCCCUAAAGCAGAUUUCGUCAAAGAACCCCCUAAAGAAAUUCCUCAAGUUAAUGGGUUACCCGAACCAGAACUCCCCACUCCUGUCCCGCAACCCGAACCGAUACCUGCACAACCAGAACAGUCCAUACCGAAGCAAGUCACUCAAGCCAUUCCUCCAGAAAAGUUCGUUCCCACCCACCAGUACCAGCUGCCUUCACAGCUAUCUCACACCCCCCAAACCAUCACGGACCACAUUCUAGUCGAUCUAAAACAAAUGAACGAACCAUCUAACGUACCUAUGCCCUUAACCACAGCCCAAGCCAUAACCGCCUCUAUGCCAACAAACUUACAGUCCACAAUACCACACACUAUGCCUUUCCAAAGUACUAUCAAUCCUACAUUAUUAAAUGGUACGUUACAGCCGAAUUUAACUAAUUUGACGACUCCGUUACAAAUAGCAACUGAUACUCCAUUACUCGGAUUAAGUCAAGUGGGGACUCCCAUGGGGGUUGGGGCCGAUUUGGGAUUGAACAUAGGCCUGGGACAGGUAGCCCCGCUAGCUGACCCCAUGGCGUUGAGUAGGCUUCAGCUCACACAAUCGACCUUGACCCCGACCCCUGGAGUCAAUGACAAUUUGGCGAAUGUGGAGAAUAUACAGAGGAUGCUGUUGAAGCAGAAUAUAAUAAAUCAACAACAGAAUCUCUCGGGCCCUAACCUGCUGGGUUUACUCAACGCGCCACAGUUCCCGCAGCCGGACCUCGGACUGCACAACAAUCUGCUCGCUAACGCGCAACCCGGUAUGUACGGGAUGUCCCGGUUGCCGUACGCUCCCCCGCGCUACUACCCUCCUAUGUUGGCCACAGCUAAUGAUCUUAUAGUCCAGCAACAAGUCCUUCAAACUUCAGUUGGGCACCAGCCAAUGUCGCCGUUUGGUCUGGGCUUGGGCCUGGGCGGACCCCUGCAGCCGGGGCUUGCGGCACAGAACCUCGGCCUUCAACAGAACAUUGGUCUGGCGGGGCAGAACUUGGCCCUUAACCAGAACCUGAUGAAUCAGAAUCUGGGGCAAAAUUUAGGUCUAUCAAGUCAGAACUUAGGUUUAGGCGGUCAGAAUCUCAUGGGGAGUCAGAACCUCGGGCUGGGCGGUCAGGCGCUUGGCCUCGGCGGGCAGAAUCUGUCUCUGAUGGGGCAGAACCUGGGCCAUUUCGUGGCGCAGAGGGCGGUGCACAAUGCUUUAGCGAGAAGGGUCGUUGACAUGGAGAUGGUAAUAGCAAAUAUAAACAAAACAGGCAUGGCGAAUGUCAACUCGACGGGCUCGACGCAAUCAAGCUCGCCUAGCAAGAAUCAACCCUACAGCGACUAUAUGAUGACGCUGCAGAACAAAAUGGCCUCCAUAUCUAAUAGUGGGCCCGUGUCGCCGCAGUCCCCGCUGGAGUACAGCCCCGCGCUGUCGCCCACGCACCGCCAGGCGCAAGGACUUAAGCGCGAGUGUGUGGAGGGCGCGGAGGGCGCGGCGGCGGCGGAGGGCGCGGAGGAGGGCGGGGAGGACUCGCACGCGCGCCGCAUCGCGCACCUCGACCACGAGCUCAGCAAGAUCAGCUUGCACUACAAGCAUGGCGCUCCCAAGGACGCGUACGGCGAGCACGGUGCCGCCAUAUUGGCUGCAAAUAUCAGCGACACGGCUGUCAACGCCUAUGAAGACAAAGGCAGCAUAGCGGACAUGAGUGGAGCGCGCGCGGGCGGCCGCUUCCAGGUGUCGCGCGCCGCGCCGCUGCGCAGCUACGCGCUGUGCCGCCUGCUGCCCGACACGCCCAGGCAUGGAAAAGACAAAAUAGAUCUCUCUCAAACCCAGUUCGGCGGAGAAAACGCUCUAGACGAGCUCUCUUGUGACAAUACGUCGCUGUGCGAGGAUGCGGGCGAUGUGCCGCACGCCGACGCCGAGGCCGACAUCGCCGAUGCGGAAGCCGACCUGGCCGACAUGGCCGACGCGGAGCUGGCCGACAUGGCUGACACCGACACGUACGUGCUGACCGACAGGGCGCGCGUGCGGACCUACGUGCUGGAGGACGCUCUCGCGUGUAAGAAGCAUGUCAUACUGGAUCCGGCGCCGUUGCAGAACGAUACGCGACCGAGUCCCGGCGAAGUGGAAGAACACGAGCACAGCUACUUAAUCCUAGACCCUGUGCGCGACCUCACCUGCACUGUUCUAGACCGCUCUCUGGCGUUGGACGAAGGCUUCACCAGCUUCGUAGAGAGCAAGUACCGACCUCAGCCAACCAACGAGGCGGGCGAGAGGCUCUCCGUGAGCGAGGAGCUGGGCCGUUGGCGGGGGGCCCUCACGGCGCUGGGGGCCUUCAGUGAGGGCCCACCCGCGCCCUCCGCCCCUGUCCUCAGCCCCCCGCGACUCUUCAAGGACGUGACCGCGGCCGAACUGGUCGGCGAGCUGUUCGUCGACGAGGCGUUGACGGAUAAAGCGCUGUGCCGGCAGGUGGUGGUGGUGGCGGCGCGUCCCCACUCA